Hydatigera taeniaeformis is the source of this 267-nucleotide messenger RNA. NCBI's taxonomy places the organism in Eukaryota, Metazoa, Platyhelminthes, Cestoda, Cyclophyllidea, Taeniidae. The record is from the annotation of a GenBank genome assembly.
AUGAAUUGUCAACUGAUUUCCAUCAUCGUCGCCUUCAUGAUACUCACUGUCUACUUGGUCGAUGGAGAGGAAUCAGACACAUUGACGACAUCUGCAACUACACCUUCGAUAUUACCAAUUCCAGGACCGUUGGAAAGAUGGUUGAAACAAAAGAAGUGCCGAAUCUUGCAGGGAACCUUUUUUGAGGGACUGAUGCACUAUCUAGCCAUUGACGAUGCCUGUAAGUCGCUAAAGAUGGCGGUGACCUCCAAAGCCAAGGAAGAGUAA